Sitodiplosis mosellana (orange wheat blossom midge) is the source of this 3311-nucleotide messenger RNA. RefSeq lists its product as uncharacterized. The transcript is spliced from 3 exons. NCBI's taxonomy places the organism in Eukaryota, Metazoa, Arthropoda, Insecta, Diptera, Cecidomyiidae. The record is from RefSeq and is a predicted model, not a curated record. Bases 2252 to 3229 code for a protein of 325 amino acids.
AACUUUGAACAGUCCUUCGAAAAAAUAAUUCAACGUUCGUUUUGAUCUCAUUUUUUCUGAUGAAUAGGCUAUUGAUAUCAGCAAAAAUGAAAAUAUCAGUAUUUUUCCCAAAUUCAUUUUGCAAUAAAUUACUUCAACAACCGAACAUCACUGAAAACUGUUUAUCAAAAUACAAACUGUUUAUUCAACUAGAAACAAAGCCAGUGAAUAUUUCGUGUACGACUGAAGACUGGAAUCUUAUUUCUUGUACUUUUAAAUUGAAAGUAACAUAAUUUACGAUUGAUUGGUCUUGAGGGAGUGACAUUACUUAUAUUAUUAUUGCCCUUCUUUCUAUUCAAUGAACAAUAUGAGCAUGAGUGAUUAUGAUGUAUUAUUUUUUUUUUAGAAACAUUUUUCCCCUUUCUACAGUUUUUUAUGUGGUCAAGAAAAUGCAAGCGAUUUCCUGCUGCUAAAUGAUGAACACAUCAUUUUGAAUGUGGUCUGAUUUCCCAUAAAAAUUUUCGUCUACCACAUUAUGUUCUAUUUUGUGAUUUACAGAAAACAAAGAUUGAUUGACAAUAUUUCAUUGUUUACAAAAUUAAUGAAAAAAUUAUUGAUGUCUAAUUUAUUGUCGGAAUAUGUCCAUAAAUUUCCAUGUAACCUGUAAAUUGAUUUGUAUAUAUAUACAAAUAUGCUGGUGGCCUUGACUCUUUCGAAACACGUCGCUCUCAAACUAUCCGGCUUUUGAUAUAAACUCUCGUUUGACAAAUUAUGUAAUAAAGUCGUCAUUAUCAGCGGAAUUUGGUCGAUAUUUAUACGACGUUAUUUGAGGUCACUAUUGCCAAAAUUGCAUAACAAAAUUCGAAAAAGUUGAUGGCUUCAUGAAGAUAAAAUCAGGGCCACUUAAAAUUUAACCGUUAAUUUAACCACAUUCAAAUCUACUUUCAUUUUCAAUGGAAGAUAAGAUGGUUCGAUGGUUCAAAUCAGGACACACAAUGUUCCUAAUUGUUACUAUUUCCAAAAAAGUCAACAUACUUUGGAAGGUAUAUUAGAAAAUUUAUCGAAAAUUUCAAAAAGCAAAAGAGUUUGUAGUGCAUUUUGAAAUCAAUUGUUAUUUGGUUCACGUAAUAAUUAGAUUAUCUAUUCCGUUCCGAUACAAAUUCAUAAUUUCAACCGGACUUAAACACCAAACUCACAGGAAUUUUUUUCGCAUUUAAACUUUUAGUAAAUGAAACAUUUUUAUUUUCACCAACAAAAAAAGAUAUUUUAUUGCUUAUUCGAACGAUCAUACUGCUGAACGUAUACGCGUCUUAACCCUCUAAUGCAUUAAUUUUUCCCAGGGUUGGGAGUACUGGUACUUGGUUGAUUUUCGGCCAUAAAUAAUUAAAAAAAUAUUCAUAAUCCUGGAUUCCUCUUGGUUUAGUCAGGAAAUGCGAUUAACAUAAAUCAGAGAACAAUCAAAUCCAUUGUUUAAAAGUGUCAAAAAUGUGUCUAAAUUCGAGUUCGAAUAAUUUAUUUUGUCAAAUUUUUGUUUUUGCACACAUUCUUGUUUAUAACUUUACAAUCACACUACAUAGACAAAUAUUGCUAAGACAAAAAUGAAGAGAAAACAUUGACGAAUAAAAAUUUACUUGAAACAAUGUGAUCCGAUGUACGGUUUACGUUCUACAGGCGUUCAAAUGUUGCCCGUCUAGAGGCGGUUGUAUGCAUUAGAGGGUUAAGUGAUUCCGAUCACGAUGGAAUUAUAUCGUCUAGUGAAAGCAUAUUAUUGUUUCGCACGCGUCCCGUUGUCACAUGGAAUUUAAAUGAGCGCACAAAGCAAUCACAAAAAAGAUGAUCGAAUUGAAUAUCCGUUGAAAAAUAACAACCGGUACCUCAUCAAGUGUUUUAACACUCACACACCUGCUGAAAACAAUCAAUGAAUAUCAAGCAUUUAUUCAAUAUUUUGGCGUUCACCGUUAAAAAUCCAUUUCAUUCCAUGGUGGCGCCAUGUUCAUGAUACUCGCUUUAUAAAUAUAGGUGUUUUGAUUUUGACUGUCUCAUUGUAGAUUUCGUCGUCGUUGUCGCAGUGUGUCAUCACGGUAGCUCAAAAUAUAGUCGAGAUAAUUAAAUUCGAUCAAAUUCGAACAAAACGGUUUACGUUUUCAUUGGUUUUUCAAAAUACAAUUUCAAUCUAGGUCGGCGAUUAGUGUUUUCUCCUAUUUUUUUUUUAAAUCAAAGUGAAAGAAUACCUUAAAUAAAGCCGUUGAACUUUAUUAUUAUUUUCUAAAAAAUGCGUAUACUGCUUGUAUUAAUUGCUUUAGUCUCAAUUAGUUUGGUGUGUGGUGAUGAAAGAGUUGAAAAUGAAACCGAAGGCAAAAUAUCGGAAGAGACUGAAGAAAGUUCAGUGAAAACAAAACGUGGAAUACAUGGAUAUGCAAGUGAUCUUGGUUACCCUCUAUAUAGUCGUGCUUUCACAAGAUAUACUCCAUAUGCCAGAUUUCCCACAGUUUAUAAAACCCCAGUUGCAACUUAUGCACUUACACCCGGAAAUGCAAUCGUUCAUUCAUUUAAUGUCAACUAUCCCAAAGUAUUACUGCCAAAACCUGUGAUCAGACCAGCUGUAGUGUCACCCGUUCUAUAUCAUCCAAAACCUAUUCUACCUUCCGUACCGAUUUAUGCAAAUCGUUAUCCCGUUUUUGUGAACAAGCCAGUUAUUGUCCAGAAACCAAUUAUUCCAACUGUACCACAAUAUUCAACUUCCGCGUUCAUUCCGGCGAUUCCGCCACAUAUUCACACAGUGAAUCCGUUAGCAGUACCAAGUGUUUUGCCUCAGCCGACAUUAGUUUCUCAAGAUGGAUGGAGACCAAUUUUUUCUGCUUUACCAAAUGAUCAACAUACUCACAUUAAUCCACCGGCAGUCACAGUCCUGCCUCCUUCAAACCCGUUGCCGACAACCAGUCAAACGCAAACACCAAACAACUAUUAUUUACCACCAGGUCCAUCCAUUCAACACGAUAGUCCCGGUUUUAGUCAAUCUACAGAACAAUACCAGCAUCAACAGCCACAGAAUGAUCUUCAGGCUCAUUUACAACAUUUGCAGCAAAUUCAAGAAAUCCAACAACAUCAAAAUUUCUUGCGUAGCGAACAAAACGAAGGUUUCGUAACAUCACUAUCUGAACAAGGUUAUGAAACAGCUUCAAACAAUGGACUGUAUUCUGGUCCAUCUUCAUACGAUGUCCAUUUAAAUAGUCGCGGUCGUGUAAACUAAUUCGAGGAUAAAUCUAUGAUUGUGCUACUUUUUUCGUUAUAAAGAAAACUUACAGCCCAAUAGUUUCAAUGUUAUGAAUAAG